Molecule: messenger RNA, 909 nt
Organism: Mesoplodon densirostris (Blainville's beaked whale)
Lineage: Eukaryota; Metazoa; Chordata; Mammalia; Artiodactyla; Ziphiidae
Gene: CEBPD
Product: CCAAT enhancer binding protein delta
Exons: 1
Coding region: 41-811 (256 amino acids)
Biological process (GO): regulation of cell differentiation; regulation of transcription by RNA polymerase II; DNA-templated transcription
Molecular function (GO): DNA-binding transcription factor activity, RNA polymerase II-specific; RNA polymerase II cis-regulatory region sequence-specific DNA binding
Source: RefSeq, a predicted model, not a curated record
CCCGCCCGGGGACCGCGCUCGCCGUCGGCCCGACGCCGCCAUGAGCGCCGCGCUCUUCAGCCUGGACGGCCCGGCGCGCGGCGCGCCCUGGACUGCGGAGCCCGCCGCCUUCUACGAGCCCGGCCGCGCGGGGAAGCUGGGUCGCGGAGCCGAGCCGGCCGCGCCCGCCAUGUACGACGACGAGAGCGCUAUCGACUUCAGCGCCUACAUCGACUCCAUGGCCGCCGUGCCCACCCUGGAGCUGUGCCACGACGAGCUCUUUGCCGACCUCUUCAACAGCAACCACAAGGCGGGCGCCCUGGAGCUGCUGCCCGGGGGCCCCGCGCGCCCCGCGGGCCCCGGCCCCGCGCCGCGACCGCUCAAGCGCGAGCCCGACUGGGGCGACGGCGACGCGCCCGGCUCGCUGCUGCCCGCGCAGGUGGCCGCGUGCGCGCAAACGGUGGUGAGCCUGGCGGCCGCCGCGCAGCCCACGCCGCCCGCGUCGCCCGAGCCGCCGCGCCGCAGCCCCGCGCCCUCAGCUCCCGGGGCGGCGCGCGACAAGGGAGCGGGCAAGCGGGGCCCGGACCGCGGCAGCCCCGAGUACCGGCAGCGGCGGGAGCGCAACAACAUCGCCGUGCGCAAGAGCCGCGACAAGGCCAAGCGGCGCAACCAGGAGAUGCAGCAGAAGCUGGUGGAGCUUUCGGCCGAGAACGAGAAGCUACAGCAGCGCGUGGAGCAGCUCACGCGGGACCUGGCCGGCCUCCGGCGCUUCUUCAAGCAGCUGCCCGGCGCGCCCUUCUUGCCCGGCGCGGGGGCGGCGGACGCGCGGUGACGCGGGGGGCGUGCGGGCUGCGGCCGCAGUGCCUGGAACCGCCGGGCCGGACCCCCGGGCUGGGCCGGGACUCGGACAGCUGCCGCGUGGACCCUAAG